AUGGAUAAUGUACUAUCACUACAGGAAGCAGUUAGUAGUGCGAAAAAUUUCAAAAAUUUUGAAGAAGUUCUUAUGACAAUUCAUUUUCAUCCUGAAUGGUUAACAAUGAUUCCAGACGAUCGACGAUGGGCGAUUCUUCAUCAUAUUGUUUUUUCGGAUAAUGUUAAUCAUCUUGAUCGAGUACUUGCAACACAAAAAUCAAAUAAGAAUUUUCGUUUAUUGAGUAAAACAGCUGACAAUGACACUGUACUUGAUAUUGCUAAAUCACGUGAUGAUUUAUUUGAUAUGUUAAAACGUAUUGAACGAUUAGUUAAACUUGAUGAAUUGCUUAAUGAUGCUGAAAAAGGUAAUUGGAAUAAAUGCUAUGAAAUUGUUAAAGAAGAUCCAAUGCUUGCUAAUGAAAAACCACCUUAUCGACAAUUUUAUUUGAUUCAUUAUCUAGCUUAUGCUGAUGAAAUCGAGCAAUUUAAAAAAUUUCAAGAGAUCAAUAUGUUUCAAUUUGAUCUAACUUUACGAGUUGAUCGUAAGAAAACCAAUGAUAUUGCUCGAGAAGGUAAAGGUGAAAGAUUUGCUCAAUAUAUUGAAAAACAGUAUCCAACAUUGUUUAAUGCUGAUAAUACCGAUGAUAAAUUAUAUGAACCAUCAGAACAAGCCAAAAAACAUACGAAUAAUAUAAAUAGUCUUAUAGAACAACGUCAUACAUAUGCUGAACCGGAUUUUUCUUUUGGUCCAGCAAAAAAUCUUCUAACUCGAAAAGAAGCCGAUAAAAAAGUCAAACCAAAACCUAAACCACCACCACCAACAACAACAACUGAUGCAAAUAAGCCUCUCCAACAACCUAUGGAGGCUGUGCUUAGUUUUCUUACUUGUUCUCUUACACAUGCUAUCGUUAACGAUCCUGGUAAGUAA
Rotaria sp. Silwood2 is the source of this 909-nucleotide messenger RNA. NCBI's taxonomy places the organism in Eukaryota, Metazoa, Rotifera, Eurotatoria, Philodinida, Philodinidae. The record is from the annotation of a GenBank genome assembly.